This is a messenger RNA of Drosophila innubila, 1381 nucleotides long. RefSeq names its product myophilin (gene Chd64). Gene Ontology annotation, molecular function: protein binding. The transcript has 3 exons. The record is from RefSeq and is a predicted model, not a curated record. Bases 224 to 790 code for a protein of 188 amino acids. Lineage: Eukaryota; Metazoa; Arthropoda; Insecta; Diptera; Drosophilidae.
GCUACGCUCAAAGCACUUUUAACUUUUGUUGUGUACGGACGUGUUUAUUUAAUCGCUUGCGUUCUUCACUACACAAAAAAAAAGAAAUAUAUAUAUAUUCCCAAUUGUGAUAAACAUUCCAUUGGCCAGAGUGCAACGAUAAGUUUUUGACCAAGCAACGCGCCCUGUAAACCCGUUUCCAGCCCAAAAUCCAACAGCAACAAAAACAACUACAAAUAUUAACAUGUCUUCGAAUCGUGCUCCCAAGAGUGGCUUUGCGGCCGAAGCGCAGCGUAAGAUCAACUCAAAGUACAGCGAGGAGCUCGCUCAGGAGUCCUUGGAAUGGAUUAAGGCUGUGACAGCGGAACCGAUCAACACAUCCGGUGAUACGGACAAUUUCUUUGAGGUGCUCAAGGAUGGCGUGAUCCUGUGCAAAUUGGCCAAUGCUUUGCAGCCUGGUUGCAUCAAGAAGGUGAAUGAGAGCAAAAUGGCCUUCAAGUGCAUGGAGAAUAUAUCGGCGUUCCUCGAGUGCGCCAAGAACUUUGGUGUGCCCACACAGGAGACAUUCCAAAGUGUCGAUCUCUGGGAGCGUCAGAAUCUCAACUCUGUCGUCAUCUGCUUGCAAUCGUUGGGCCGCAAGGCAUCGAACUUCAACAAGCCAUCGAUUGGUCCCAAGGAGGCGGACAAGAAUGUGCGCAAUUUCAGCGAUGAGCAACUCCGUGCCGGCCAAAAUGUCAUCUCCCUGCAGUACGGUUCCAACAAGGGUGCUACCCAAUCGGGCAUUAACUUUGGCAACACCAGACACAUGUAGACACUAAACUACAUACAAUAUAUUCAACAACUUCCUCAUAUUCACAUUCCGCAAAAUAAAGCCAAAACCAAAAUUCCCAACAUCUUCCGAAAAAUCCCUGAAUAGACAUUCCGUAAAAAAUCAAAACUCUUAUAUUAUGUAAUGAUGAUGUAUUUAUAAAACGAGCUUCUACUAUUUGUAUUCCAAUUUACCAGGCGUAUGCUGUAUGUAAUAACAUAAACUAUUCUUAAUUAUUAAUAUUAUUAAGUACUCAAAAAAGUACGAAUGAGUUUUUUUUAGAAUAAUUCAUUCUAUUUUCAACAAGCAAACAUGCAAUUUAUUUACACAUAGCAUUUUUUGACACAAUUAUUAAUAAUGAAUAUUACAUAUGUAUAAAUUCAACUCAAAUUAGCACUCAAUUUUUGUGCCAUUUAUACUGAAAGAUCACGAAUUGCCUUGUGAUUACUCCAAGUAACGAACUAUUCAAAUUUGAACUCAUAGAGUAAAAGUAACGGUUACCAACGAACCACCUGAAUUUCAAACAAUCAAUACCUGCAUAUUUAAACAGAAACAGACGAAAGCCAAUAAAUACUUAGAACAUGUAUUACCACA